This is a messenger RNA of Spodoptera litura, 2775 nucleotides long. Lineage: Eukaryota; Metazoa; Arthropoda; Insecta; Lepidoptera; Noctuidae. The record is from RefSeq and is a predicted model, not a curated record.
UUAAUCAUCCGUAGUAAACGUUCGAUGAGUUGUGUGUACUAUUUUGAUAAAAACUGCGUUUUAAAACAAUCCAAUGUCAUUAUGUUCUAAAUUGUGGUGUAGUAUAAGUGUUUAUUUGCCACGAUAGAGUACGUUUGGGCAUCCACCAUGCCCGUUACACUAGUAGACAGGUUGCCCUUGCCAAAUCUCAAGGUUUAUACAGCGGGAAGUGUUUCACUGCUUUCAAUAGCUGUUUAUUACGCUUUAAGUGUAACUAGUGAUCCCAACUGGCGUGCAAACUCCACGCUAGCCCGACAGGACUUGGAGUCUGGGCAAGGUGACCAGCGACCAAUACCGGCCCAGUUACAGUCCAAUGGUACCAGAAAUGUAUCAGAGCAGUUUGUGGAUGUCAUAACAUUUAUGAUGCAGGAACCACUAUGCAUGUGGACCCUGAUCAACAUAGCGUACUGCUCUCUGGCGGUGUUCGGGUUCGCGGUGCAGCGGCUAGUGUUCGGGCCGCUUCGCGUGGCCGAGGCACAGCGCGUCAAAGACAAGUUCUGGAAUUACGUGUUCUACAAGUUCAUCUUCGUGUUCGGCGUCAUCAACGUGCAGUAUAUGGAUGAGGUGCUGCUCUGGUGUUCCUGGUUCACACUCGUCGGCUUCUUGCACCUGCUCGGCCAGUUGUGCAAGGAUAGGUACGAAUAUCUGUCGUCGUCGCCCCACACGGGCGGCUGGGCCCACGUGCGCCUGGCGUGCCUGCUGGCCGGCAUCCUGGCCGCCGCCGCCGCGCUGCUGGCCGCCGCCGCCGUCUGGGGGCUGCCGGCCGGACGCGACACCUUCGCCUUUAUGGCGGCCGAGUGCGUGCUGGUGCUGGUGAGCGCGCUGCACGUGGCGGCGCGCUACGCGCUGGCGCUGUGCGCGGCCGACGCGGCGGGCGCGGCGGCCUACUACGUGGCGCUGGGCUUCGAGGCGGCGGCGCUGCUGGCCGAGCUGGCGCUGGCGGCGGCGCAGGUGGCGCAGUGCAGCAUGCUGGUGUCCAUGGCGUCGCUGGUGCUGCUGCUGCAGCUGCGCCACCUGCUGCACGAGCUGCAGGCGCGCCUGCGCCGCCACCGCCUCUACACGGCGCUCGCCACGCACAUGAGCCGCAAUUAUCCAAUGGCUAGCAAAGAAGAAGUGGAAAAGAAUCAGGAUAACUGCGCCAUCUGCUGGGAGCCAAUGAAGGAGGCUCGCAAACUACCUUGCUCCCACCUGUUCCACAAUUCGUGCCUGUGUCAGUGGGUGCAGCAGGACGCGUCGUGUCCAACAUGUCGUCGUGCUCUGGCCGCGGGUCCGGCCGCGCCGCGCCAGGACGCCGCCCGCCACCCCAACCAUCUAUUCCACUUCGACGGGUCCCGCUACGUGUCGUGGCUGCCGAGCUUCUCGGUGGAGGUGACGCGCGUGCGGCCCGAGGCGGCGCUGGCGGGCGCUCAGCUGGACGCCGCCGCCGCGCAGCUGCAACUCAUGUUCCCGCAGCACUCGCGCGCCGCGCUGGCCGCCGACCUGGCGCGCACGCGCUCCGCGGACCUCACGCUCGACAACAUCCUCGAGGGCCGCCUGCCGCCCGCCGCGCCGCCGGCGCCGCGCCCCGCUCCGCCGCCGCCGCGCCCCGCGCCCGCGCGCGCCGACGCCUCCACUAUGGCCGCCGAGCCGGUCGACGGCGUAUCCCGCUUCUCGCGCUGCGCGGCCGAGCGCGAGGCUCAGCUGCGGCGCCGCAAGCAGCAACUGGUGGAGGCGGCGCGGCGCCGAUAUUUGGCGCGCCUGGCGCCGCGCAGCUAAAUCGCCUGUACCUGGCGCCCGGGGCUAAUUACUGAUCGAAGCUCGGAUGCUACAAAUGGUGUGUUGCAACCCGAAUCUUUAUUUUAGUACGUAGCCGUAAAAUACUGAUAUGAUGUAAAUACUUCACCCGUUGUGAUAUAUAAAUUAGUGUAUUAAUUAGUUUAGCCUCCAACACCAACGAGCCUGGCUGAAUAUUUUAAAAAAUAUGGCAAAUAAUAAUAUGUCCUUAUUUAGACGUUUGUCGCGCCAAUUUAGUUUAUCUUUGAGAGUGUAUUUUUCUAUUGAAUAAAAUAUAUCGUCCAUAGAAUGUACUCUUAGAUUACCGUUAAAUAUAAAUUCAUUUAUAAAUUAUUGAAACCAGUUUGAUCUCCUUUGAAUAUGAAACCUUGUUUUGACACAAUUACACUUUAUUUCAUUAGAUUAGUGAUUACUCAUAUUAUAUGUUGAUGUAGACGAUGUAGAUGUAAUAAUUAUUGUAUUGUAAUGUUAAUGUCCGCACUCAUGCAUUAUGUAACAUUUCACUCAUUUGAUAAUCUGUAACAACUAGGUACAUGACUCUUUACAUUGUUCUCGUAUCACUAGAUAAAUUCUUUUCUACAAUUGAUGUGUGCAUUUGUACUUAUAUUGUGUACAAAUAAUAAUAAUGUGUUAGUGGCUCCAAUGCUCCAUACUUAGCGAAACUCUUCAAAUGGUCAUUUAAUGUGAUAAUAGCAACUUAACAAAAUUGUCUAGGAAGUAAUCACUGUGGCUGAAGCUGUAUUGAACGAUUUUUUUUUUUUUAGAAAACAUUUAACAUGAAGAGUUGAAUCAGAAUAGCUGUAAAACAAGACAAUUACUUAAUGGUGACUGUUUUGUAGUGAGAUAACAAGUAUGAGAUAAUAACAUUUAUAGCCACAACAUUAGGUGACUGCUGAUACAUAUAAAAUUUUAAAUAAAUUAUUAUAAAAUUGAUUCAUGACUAGUCAAAUAUAAAUAAUAAAU